Molecule: messenger RNA, 2413 nt
Organism: Engraulis encrasicolus (European anchovy)
Lineage: Eukaryota; Metazoa; Chordata; Actinopteri; Clupeiformes; Engraulidae
Product: high-affinity choline transporter 1-like
Exons: 8
Coding region: 423-2102 (559 amino acids)
Biological process (GO): transmembrane transport; choline transport; acetylcholine biosynthetic process
Cellular component (GO): plasma membrane
Molecular function (GO): choline:sodium symporter activity
Source: RefSeq, a predicted model, not a curated record
AAUUACAUCAAGCUUUUGCAUCAUGAGGUCACAAGGACAGAACAGGAAAGAAUGGGAGGAACUAGCUUGACUUGACCCAGGUCUCUCCGUGUCUCUGCAUGUUUCUGCAGGAGGUGCUUGGCAAACUGCAAAUACCAAGGACAGCAGCCUGUGUGGAAAACUACCCCACAACAAGAACCUUUCAGUCAGAUAAAUUAGUCACUAAGCUAGUUUGGUAGGCAGUCCUGGCUUGGACUCCCUGAUAGAAGAGUCUCUGUGACCCAACGGGACCUCUCCUGGCUAAAGAAAGGUUCAAUAAAAAGCAAAGUUAGUCAGGGAAGCCAAAGUGGCAAAUUACUUUUCAGUUAGUCUACUGUAGAUGAACUGUCCGCUAUUCUGGCAAUAACCAAGUCGGUCGGUCACACACACAGGGGUCCUGGAGCAUGGGCCUCAACAUCCCUGGUUUGAUAGCCACUGUGGCCUUCUAUGUGGCUGUGCUGGCCACAGGAAUAUGGGCGUCCAGGAGAGCGAAAGCUAAAGUAACCACGGGGACUGUCACUGAAGUGGCUCUGCUGGGGGGGCGCUCCAUCAGCCUGCCCGUGGGGAUUUUCACCAUGACCGCUACCUGGGUUGGAGGAGGGUUCAUUCUUGGAGUUGCUGAAGCUGUCUAUAGCCCACAAAAGGGUUUUGUUUGGGCACUGAUGCCAUUCUACUAUUCUGUGUCAUUUAUAAUAGGUGGUUUAGUAUUCGCUAAACCCAUGAGGGAGAAGAAGUACAUCACAAUGAUGGAUCCUUUUCAGAUCAAAUAUGGCAAACGUGUGGCUACUUUGAUGGUGAUCCCCGGCAUCAUUGUGGAUGUGUUGUGGGUCGCUUGCACUCUUAUGGCAUUGGGAGGAACGAUGAGCACGAUCCUCGAUUUGCCGUAUGCCUACUCAGUGGUCUUGUCCGCAGCAGUAGCAAUACUCUACACUCUCCUUGGGGGGCUCUACUCCGUCGCCUACACAGAUGUCAUCCAAUUAGUCCUUAUCUUUAUUGCAUUGUGGCUGUGUGUGCCAUUCAUCCUUCUGAACCCCAUCUCCCUCGACAUCAGCUGGACAGCUGUCAAUCAUACUUACCAGCCACCUUGGAUUGGACAUGUAGAGACACAGGACAUCGGCAAAUUCCUAGAUGACUUUCUUGCUCUGAGUGUUGGAGCACUUGGCUUCCAGUGUUUUCACCAGAGGACCCUGUCCGCAUCCUCGCCGGUCAAGGCCCAGAUCACAUGCUUCGUUGCAGCAGUGAUGAUCAUCAUCCUGGGCAUUCCAUCCAUUCUGAUUGGAGCAGUGGCCGCAUCAACAGACUGGAAUCUAACGGACUACGGUGCCCCUUCUCCAUUUGAGCGUGGAGAGGCCUAUGGGGUCUUGCCCAUCUGUCUGCAGUACCUCGCCCCUCCAUACGUCUCCAUAGUAGGGAUCGCUGCUGUGGCUGCAGCCGUCAUGUCCUCAACGGACUCUGGUCUCAUCUCCAGCACGUCCAUGUUCAGCUCCAACAUCUACAAGAAUAUCAGAAAACAGGCCUCAGACCGAGAGAUGCAGUGGGUGAUCCGCAUAGCUGUUGUCGUGACCGGAGUGCUGGGGACAGCGCUGACCUUUCUCGACAACAGCAUUUUGGGAUUCUGGAUCCUCGGAGCAGACGUGGGAUACUGCAUCGUCCUGCCCCAGCUUAUCUGUGUCAUCUUCUGCCCCGUCUCCAACGGUUACGGAGCAACUGCAGGCUACUUCCUGGGUAUUCUGCUGAGGGUCUUGAGCGGAGAGCCCCUCAUUGGCCUCCCACCAACCAUCCAUUUUCCAGGCGGUGAAAUAGUGGAUGGCGUGUACAUCCAGCAAGCACCUGUCCGGACAGUGUCCAUGCUGUUCACACUAGUCUGUGUGCUGUUUUUCUCAUACGUGUUUGAACAACUAUUCCACCAUCAUAUACUUCCUGACAGAUGGGACGUCCUUGGGGUCAGCAAUGUGACGUCACCAAGGCUGGAACAAGCGAGCAAUAAUAACACUGAUGGACAGACAGUGUCAAUGAUGUCAGGCCCUGACAAAGGACAUUUGGAGAGGCACCGAGCAAAAGUGGACGAAAACACAAAGCUCUAGGAUUUGCCUGGAAGUGACGUUUAUGUAUGGAGUGCUAUUACAAACGAUGUAACUGUACGUAAUCAUCAGAACUUUUUAAUGCAUGGACUUCCCAUCCACAAAAGUAGUGGAGGAUCUUUGCUUACACAUUUGUGCCACAUGCACAGUAAGGGCGAAAUCCCUGUUCACAUCUUGGCAAACACGUCACCAUAAAUAUCACAUGAUACAUUAAUAUUAUUGAUUAUGAGGGCUAAUGGAGGAUUUGGCCAGUUAUGAAAUGUGCUAAAGAAGUGCUUUGAAUUGAAAGUCUGUCUUCACCAUGUUCAGAUUAC